Pneumocystis jirovecii RU7 is the source of this 684-nucleotide messenger RNA. RefSeq names its product mitochondrial 37S ribosomal protein RSM24. Gene Ontology annotation, biological process: mitochondrial translation. The transcript has 3 exons. Gene Ontology annotation, molecular function: structural constituent of ribosome. The record is from RefSeq and is a predicted model, not a curated record. NCBI's taxonomy places the organism in Eukaryota, Fungi, Ascomycota, Pneumocystomycetes, Pneumocystales, Pneumocystaceae. Gene Ontology annotation, cellular component: mitochondrial small ribosomal subunit. The coding region runs from base 1 to 684 and encodes 227 amino acids.
AUGAAAUAUAAAUACACUUUUUUUUUUAAAGGGUUUUUUAUACUAAAAAUGCCAAAAAAAAACUUUUUUUUUUACUUUAAAAGAUUAGAAUUAUCAACUUUUACUAAGAAUGAGGUAAAUGAUAAAACUGUUGCAAAAGAAAAAGUAUCAAAAAUACGGCAAAAUCAUCGUGAAUACAGAAAAAAAGAUACUAAAAUGGAUGAACAUUACGGUAUUACAUCUUUAGGCCAUAUUUAUCUUAAUGAACACCGUGAAAUCAGAGAGUAUUAUCGGAAAACUGCAUGGGAGCUUCCUACAUUAUCAAAGUUUUCUAUUCCAUAUGAACCUCCUGAAAAAUCUCAAGUUUUAAAGUUUAGAUAUACUAGUUAUUUUGGAGAAAAACAUCCUGCUGAAUCAAAAGUAACAUUGGAGAUUUUAUUAAAUAAUUUAGCCCUUACACCAACAGAACGCCAUAAGUUGAUUAUUCUUGCAGGACCAAGAUAUAAUCCUUUGACGGAUAUAUUAAAAUUUAGUUGUGAACUAUUUCCAUAUCGAAUUCAAAAUAAAAAAUACUUAAAUGAACAGCUUUAUAAACUUAUUAAAGAGGCCAAGGACACAAGUGAUACAUUUGAAGAUAUUCCUCAAGACUUUAGACAUGUUAAAUCAAAACGUCGUUUAGUUUUUCCUAAAGAGUGGAUUAAAUAA